AUGAUGCGCUACCUAGGAAGCUUUAAUCGCCGCUCUCUGGUACGGAUACAUUUUUCGUAUAUUUUCUUUUUGCAGGCCUGUGGAUUGAGAUUUGCGUGUGAAAACUUUUCAUCCGCACCAAAAGGCCAUGUAAUUGGCAUUGAUCUGGGCACGACAAAUUCCUGCGUAGCCGUUAUGGAAGGAAAAACGCCGAAGAUUUUGGAGAAUUCCGAGGGGGCUAGGACUACUCCCUCGGUUGUUGCUUUCACAGCAGAAGGCGAACGACUGGUCGGCGCCCCAGCGAGGCGGCAGGCCGUUACCAAUUCGAGAAAUACGCUCUCGGCCACCAAGCGCCUCAUUGGCCGUCGAUUUGAUGAUGCGGAGGUCCAAAAGGAUAUGAAGACUUCUUCAUUUAAGAUUAUAAAAGCCUCUAAUGGCGAUGCUUGGGUUGAGGCCCAGGGCAAGGCUUAUUCUCCAAGCCAGAUUGGGGCCUUUGUGCUUAUGAAAAUGAAAGAAACUGCUGGUAGGUGGCCUUUUCAUUUGUGUAUUCGCCAGAAAACUACCUGGGUUCAAAGGUGUCUAAUGCUGUUAUCACUGUCCCUGCAUAUUUCAACGACUCCCAGCGUCAGGUGAGCCGCCCGAUAUGCUCUGAUUUCCAUGUAGGCCACAAAAGAUGCUGGUCAGAUUGCCGGCCUGAAUGUCCUACGUGUGAUAAACGAACCGACAGCCGCCGCUUUGGCUUAUGGCCUUGAUCGCGUUGAAGACAAAACGUAAGCCAGUGAUUUACCCUCCAUCCUCUGCAGUAUUGCUGUUUACGACUUAGGUGGUGGAACCUUCGACAUAUCUGUUUUGGAGAUUCAGAAGGGUGUCUUUGAGGUCAAGUCGACGAAUGGUGAUACAUUCCUUGGCGGUGAAGACUUCGAUCAAGCCCUGCUGAACUACCUUGUUCAGGAGUUCAAAAAAGAAGUACGCUAGUAGCAUUUAAAAACAUUAAAAAUUUCAGCAAGGCAUUGACAUCACAAAGGAUGCUAUGGCUCUGCAACGCGUUAAGGAGGCCGCUGAGAAGGCCAAAAUCGAGUUGUCUUCCUCGCUUCAGACUGACAUUAACCUGCCUUACCUCACCAUGGAUCAGUCAGGCCCGAAGCACAUGAAUAUAAAGUUGUCCCGAUCGAAGUUCGAGUCUCUGGUUGACCCACUGAUCCGACGCACGGUUGCGCCUUGUGAAAAGGCCAUGAAAGAUGCCGGGGCAAAGCCUUCCUCUAUUGGUGACGUUAUUUUGGUUGGUGGUAUGUCGAGGAUGCCAAAGGUAAAUGUACCUUUGUUCUAUGUGGCGUGUAGGUUCAAGAAACUGUAAAGAGUAUUUUCGGCCGAACUCCAAGCAAAAACGUCAAUCCGGACGAGGCUGUUGCUAUUGGUGCUGCAAUCCAAGUAAGUGUCUAGCUACAUCUAUGCGUUUUUUGCACUGCGCUAGCCAAGUGGCCUUCGCGAACGGCAAUAUAUACCGUUUUUACCACACACGUAGUACUUUAGUUUGUCAUAAGCUGGUCAGCGGUCAUGGUAAUGAUCAAUUGUGAAUAUUCGUCCCGGUCUUACUGGGAAUUCGAAGAUUGCUUUUAUGCAUUUAAGUUGUACCAUGAUGCCUGUUGUUAACCUUCCAUCUUCAAAUUUGUAGGGAGGUGUCCUGGCCGGUGACGUCACCGACGUUCUACUCCUUGAUGUGACACCUCUGUCCCUUGGUAUCGAGACGUUGGGAGGAGUUUUUACAAAGCUCAUAAACCGCAAUACUACCAUCCCCACCAAGAAAUCUCAGGUCUUCUCAACUGCUGCUGAUGGUCAGACUCAAGUGGAGAUUAAGGUUUUCCAGGGUGAACGAGAGAUGGCAGCCGACAACAAGUUGCUUGGUCGCUUUUCUCUGGUAAGCUAAACUAGUGCUUUUUUGCAGAAAAAUGGAUUCAGCUUAGUAACACAUCAUGACUAACGUAAACCCCCUGGUAUCGUCGUUUGCAAGGGAUUCCAUUUUUAAAAGUUCCAGAUUAUAGUAACGUUAAAAGACUGCGGCUGCUUUUCGCUUCAUUUGCUGCUUACACUGUAGUGAUAUGAAAUGCUGUUGCGAGUUUUCUUCGACGUCGACAAGUGUUGUUUCCUCAUAAUCCCUGCCCUCACGCGUGUGGCGUGAUCAAACUGCUUUACAAUGCUGACUUUGUUUCUUUACGACGAUUUCAGGUAUUUAAAAUGUCUCCUGUGGAUUUUGUCCCUAGGCUACUGAUGUCUGCAUAAAUCCUACAUUGUCUUUGUAAAUUUGAAAUUCGACAACCCAUUUGCUUAUCAGCCCGUAUUCGGAGGCGUACGCGCACCGCACGGGUCAGGUAGCAGUUAUUUGAAGGUUUCCUAGCCCCUGUUCCCUUCGACAGGCUCUGUGGGGCUGCCCCGCUUACUCGUGACUCAGUGUAAAUUCCGUGCCAUUUUCUCUUAUUGUCUCUUUGGGUUUUGAUGCUCACGUCCGCCCAUAAUUUUCAGGUUGGCAUUCCGCCUGCCCCCCGUGGUGUUCCUCAAAUCGAGGUCACCUUCGAUAUCGACGCGAACGGUAUUGUGAACGUAUCUGCUCGUGAUAAGGGUACUGGCAAAGAACAACAAAUCGUCAUUCAGUCUAGUGGGGGCCUCAGCAAAGACGAAAUUGAGAACAUGGUUCGAAAUGCUGAGCAAUAUGCCGAGGCAGAUAAGGAGCGCCGGGACCAAGUAGAGGCCCUUAAUCAUGCCGAGGGCAUUGCACACGACACAGAGACUAAAAUGGAAGAGUAUAAAGAGUACUUGCCGCAGGAGGAGGUUUGUUUGCAUAGUUCUUCAUGGUUAUUUUCCAGCGUGACAAAUUGUCAAAGUUGAUUGCGGAUUUGCGCCAGAAGAUCGCUGACAAGGAAAAUGCCACGAGUGAAUCUAUCAAGAAGGCUACCGAUGAACUUCAACAGGCUUCCCUGAAGUUAUUUGAGGUUGCAUAUCGGAAGGUAAUUUUAAUUAUUCUCCGUUGCUCACAUUUCGAUGUAGAUGGCCGAAAGCCGUGGGUCCAGCGGAUCGAGUUCGGAUCAGUCGGAGAAGAAAGAUCAACAGUAG
This is a messenger RNA of Spirometra erinaceieuropaei, 3084 nucleotides long. Lineage: Eukaryota; Metazoa; Platyhelminthes; Cestoda; Diphyllobothriidea; Diphyllobothriidae. The record is from the annotation of a GenBank genome assembly.